AUGCCAGCUCAGCUCAAACAGAGGCUGGUGGUAAUAGGUAUCGGCGGGGCGAGUUGCUCUGGCAAGACGCUCCUUGCUAAACAUAUCCGACGAGCAUUACCUCAAGGUAGCCAUAUCAUCCAUCAAGAUGACUUCUGUCCAGACUGGGACGAUCCCGAGACCUGUAUAAUGUGGCCUGAGUUCCGCUCUAUCCUCAGUCAAGUUCGUCAAUCAGGUCAGCACGGUGCUCAUGCAUCUCAUGAUCAUCUCAACAAGCAGGUGGAAGUGGGGAUCAAAGAAGACAUAUUCACGAAAUGGAAAGACAGAUUACGCCGGUAUAUAGAAGAACAGGAAAGCAAGGGUGUAGAAUUGGUUUGGUACAUCGUAGACGGGUUUGUACUAUUUUGGGAUAAGGCACGUCGAGAGGAGAGACAAGUCUAUGUAUUACAACAUGGCGGGGUAUGGGUGGAUCCCCCAGGAUAUUUCGAUAAGAUCGUAUGGCCAGGAUAUGUGAAAGCUCACAGGGAGGUAUUUGAAGAGGUGGAAAAGGGUGAUCUGAAGAAGGAAUGGGGACCAGAAGGAAGGAGUCUUUUGUUAGUACAACCUGGAGAAGGGGAAGAAGGAAUGACGAUGGCCUUUGAUAAGGCUUGCGAAGCAAUAUUGAAGCAGUGCGAAGAAGGAGCAGGGACAGUCAUAUCUGCAUAA
Molecule: messenger RNA, 684 nt
Organism: Kwoniella botswanensis
Lineage: Eukaryota; Fungi; Basidiomycota; Tremellomycetes; Tremellales; Cryptococcaceae
Exons: 5
Coding region: 1-684 (227 amino acids)
Source: RefSeq, a predicted model, not a curated record